ACCACUUUGGAAGUGUCUCUCGCGCAAACUAUUCAGUUUAGAAAAAAAUGAUAUUAGAAACCUCAAUAUCAUUUUUGAACUCGGAGGCCAAGCCACUAUUAGUGCACGAGCUCAAUACUGUGUCCUAUGGGACAGCCAGUGCUCCCUUCCUAGCCACCAGGUGUCUCAAGCAAAUAGGCUUAGAUUGUGAAGAUGAGACAGUCAAAGAAAUCAUCAUUCAUGAUUUUUAUGUAGACGACCUGCUGACAGGAGGAGAUGAGCUUACUGGGGUGGAAGAGAUUCGCCAUAAAGUGACUCAAGCACUUUCUUCCGCAGGAAUGAACCUGCGUAAGUGGAAGUCAAACGAGCCUCGCCUUCUAUGUGAACCCUCUCAAUCCUCCGUGGAUUUGAAUAUAGGAUCAAAUGAGCCCAGCAAAACGUUAGGCUUAGGCUGGCAUCCUGUGUCCGAUGAGCUGUAUUUUCCUAUAGGAAAACUAGUUUCCAAAGGAAAUACCAAACGCGACAUGCUCUCAGUGAUUGCUCAGAUCUUUGAUCCGUUGGGACUUCUGUCUCCAUUCGUAAUCACCAUGAAAAUGCUACUGCAGCGAUUAUGGCUGCAAAAGAUUACAUGGGAAGAAGAACUGUCUCCAGAGAUCACUAAACAAUGGUUAGAACUCUUGGAAGGAUUGCCGGCACUGAAUGAUGUCAGAGUCCCUCGUCAUGUCAUUUGCAACUCACACGUAGCCUUUGAUCUACACAUUUUCUCAGAUGCAUCAGAACGCGCGUACGGCGCUUGUGUGUACGUACGUAGUGUAGACAAGGAAGGUCAGGUGUUGGUUAGGUUAUUGAUCGCAAAAAGUCGAGUCAGUCCGAUUAAACCUAUGACUAUACCUAGACUUGAAUUGUGUGGUGCUCUGGUUAGUGCUCAUCUGUAUGAUAAGGUCAUGACCUCACUUCGAGCUCAGGUAAGAAGCACGAUAUUUUGGACCGACUCGACUAUAGUGUUAGGUUGGUUGAAGAUGAUGCCAAGUAGGUUGCAACCCUUUGUUAGGAACCGAGUGUCGGACAUUUUAGAAAUCACCGGCAGUUGUACUUGGAGGCAUGUUCCAACGGACCAAAACCCAGCGGACUUAAUUUCCCGUGGAUUGCAUGCAAGCGUUAUAGACUCAUUAGAUUUGUGGUGGUCGGGUCCCAGUUUCUUGCAACAAGACGUGGCUCAGUGGCCCUCGAAUCCUAUCACAAAACAAUGCGAUGAGCUGCCUGAAACCCGCGUUGAGGUUUCAUUGCACGUCAACAUAAUUAAUGAGCCAUUAAUAGAUUUCAAUCGUUACUCUAACCUCUCGCGGCUCAUUCGUGCUUUUGCAUACGCUCUCCGUUUCAUUAAAAAAUGCCGCAAAAAUGCAACGUCGACGUCGUCCACGUACCUCAAUCAUGACGAAUUAAAUAAUUCAUUAAAGGUAAUUACCAAACUCAGUCAGAGCGAAUCAUUUUCAGAAUAUGAUAUAUUAUCCAAAAAACAAAAUUUACCAAAAAAGAGCAAGCUCUUGAAAUUCAACCCAUUCCUAGACAACGACAACUUAAUUCGUGUAGGAGGCCGUCUUUCCAAUUCAGAAUUUCCAUACGAGAAAAAACAUCCCAUUAUUAUACAGUCCACACAUCGAUUCACAAAAUUAUUAUUUAAUCAGGAACAUAAAAGGCUUCUCCAUGCACCGCCCCAGCUGUUGUUAGCAACAAUAAAAGAAACCUACUGGCCCAUAGGGGGUCGUAAUUUGGCAAAGGAUUGCUACCAUCAAUGUGUGCGAUGUAAAAUCAUGAAGGGACAAGUAAUUGCUCCAUUGAUGGGGAAUUUGCCAAAUUCUCGGUUGUCACCUGGAGGCUACCCGUUUAGGAAUGUGGGCGUGGACUACGCAGGUCCACUCAUGGCAGCCAGCCGUCAAGGUCGUGGUUGCACACUAGUUAAAGUUUAUGUUGCUAUUUUUAUAUGCUUCACAACCAAGGCGUUACAUUUAGAAUUGGUGGGAGAUUUAACUAGUAAAACUUAUUUGUUAGCACUGUCUCGCUUUAUGUCUCGACGGGGACAGCCAGAUAACGUGUAUUCCGAUAACGGCACUGCAUUUGUCGGAGCCUAUAAUGAAAUCACAAAAUUUCUGAAGGAAAACUGCAACUCUUUGGCUGAGACGUUAGCUAGUGAAAAUACUAGAUUUCAUUUUCUGCCUGCUUAUGCACCUCACUUCGGGGGUCUUUGGGAGGCGGGUGUCAAAUCAGUUAAAUUCCAUUUGCAACGAGUGUUGGGCAACUGUAACUUAACUUAUGAACAGCUUAACUCUACACUCAUCAAUAUUGAAGCCCUGUUGAAUUCUCGGCCACUCACGCCUCUGUCAUCACACCCGGACGACCUCUCAGCGCUCACCCCUGGACAUUUUCUUGUCGGACGCUCACUGACGUCAUUGCCGGUGCAGGAUCUGCGGGACCAUACUUAUCAGCAUCUGUCCCGAUUCCACCGAAUCGAACAACUCCGUCAACAUUUCUGGGCUCGUUGGACUAAAGAGUACGUCCCAGAACUGCAACAACGAAUCAAGUGGAGACUCAACCAUGAGUCCCUUAAGAAUAAUACCCUCGUUGUUCUGAAGGAGGACAACCUUCCUCCGUUGAAAUGGAGACUGGGACGCAUUGUAGCCAUUCACCCUGGACAGGAUGGCAUAUCUCGAGUGGCUGAUGUGAAGACAGCUGGAGGAGUCGUUCGACGCGCUUUCAGCAAGAUUUGUCCUCUUCCUGUGGCUACCGAUUCUGCUUGAAAGGCUCCCUUUCAACCCCGGGGGCAUGUU
This is a messenger RNA of Cydia amplana, 2804 nucleotides long. RefSeq lists its product as uncharacterized. The coding region runs from base 48 to 2774 and encodes 908 amino acids. The record is from RefSeq and is a predicted model, not a curated record. The transcript has 2 exons. Gene Ontology annotation, biological process: DNA integration. NCBI's taxonomy places the organism in Eukaryota, Metazoa, Arthropoda, Insecta, Lepidoptera, Tortricidae. Gene Ontology annotation, molecular function: nucleic acid binding.